AUUAAAAAAUACAUAUCCGCAAUGGAAGUGAGACGCUUGAAAACACCCGCGUAGCCGUUGAUUAUAACAGCCACUGGAUAAGAGAGAGAGACAUCCUGCACAUAGCGCAUUUUGCCAGCCAGAGCGUGUGUUGUGAAGACGACGAUGGCUUCUUUAACCUCUGCUUUCACCACCACUAACGUUCCUUCUCUUCAUAGAUCAAGCUCCCAUUCUCAACCUCGUCUAAUUCCCAAAGCUUCUCUCCAUCACCAACGCCACUUGAAUCGUAGACAAUUCUUAUCCCAAUCAGCUACUGUUUCACUACCCUUACUAGUCCCUCCUCUAAUCGACCAAUCCGCAAUUGCUGCCGAAGAGUCCCUUUCCGAAUGGGAGAGAGUCUAUCUACCCAUUGAUCCUGGCGUCGUCCUCCUUGAUAUCGCCUUCGUCCCUGAUGACAUGAACCACGGUUUCGUUCUGGGAACUAGACAAACCAUUUUGGAGACUAAAGAUGGUGGGAACACUUGGGUUUCGCGUUCAAUUCCCUCCGCGGAAGAUGAGGACUUUAAUUACAGGUUCAAUUCCAUCAGUUUCAAAGGGAAAGAGGGAUGGAUUGUUGGAAAACCUGCAAUUUUGUUGUACACCUCGGAUUCUGGAGAAACCUGGCAAAGGAUACCUCUCAGUGCUCAACUUCCUGGAGAUAUGGUGUAUAUAAAGGCAACUGGAGACAAAAGUGCAGAGAUGGUGACCGACGAAGGUGCUAUAUAUGUCACCUCAAAUGGAGGGUAUAACUGGAGGGCUGCUGUUCAGGAGACUGUUUCCGCAACUCUUAAUAGAACAGUUUCUAGUGGCAUUAGUGGUGCAAGUUACUAUACCGGGACUUUUAAUACUGUUAAUCGCUCUCCAGAUGGAAACUAUGUUGCUGUCUCAAGUCGUGGCAACUUCUAUUUGACAUGGGAACCUGGCCAGCCAUUCUGGCAGCCACAUAAUAGAGCAGUUGCAAGGAGAAUUCAGAACAUGGGAUGGAGAGCUGAUGGUGGUCUUUGGCUUCUCGUCCGUGGAGGGGGACUUUAUCUCAGUAAAGGCACUGGAAUAACUGAGGAUUUUGAAGAAGUUCAAGUGCAAAGUCGAGGGUUUGGCAUUCUUGAUGUUGGGUACCGUUCAAAGGAUGAGGCUUGGGCAGCCGGGGGUAGUGGUAUUCUGUUAAGAACUACCAAUGGUGGCAAAACAUGGGUCCGUGACAAAGCUGCUGAUAAUAUUGCUGCAAAUCUUUAUUCAGUGAAGUUUAUCAAUGAUAAAAAGGGAUUUGUAUUGGGAAAUGACGGAGUCUUGCUUCGUUAUCUUGGAUAGAACCGCAGAUUUGAACGGUAAUUGGUAAGGACUGGUAAAGUGCCCAAUCUGUGCAAUGUACUCGGCCAACUGCUGAUGGUGAUGGUGCAUAUAAUGGUACAGGUUCUUCAUGGUGAACCUUAUAUGGAUUUCUAUUCCUCGGCUACGCAGUUUGAUCAAGUCGGUCCUUCAACUGAUUGUUCUUCCUCAUAGGCGUGUCUAUAUGCCUUCAUCAGCUUGGUUUGCAUUCAUGGAUAUGUCAGGUUUCGGUGUCUUAUUUGAGAGCCAGGAGGGUAAUUUCAUUUGUGCUAUCUCCAGUAGUUUUACUCUUCAAGGUGAAGCUCUUCUUGUUGAAGCCAUAGCUUUACGCUCCACUCUCUAUUGGAUUGUUGAUGACAUGACAGGUUCAGGUUGAGCAUUAAUUAGUGAUCGUCAAAUUCUAGUUUAUGCUUUGCAUUUUUCUUCCUUGGACCAUUCGGAUUUUGGAAAAGUUGUAGAAAAUUGUAAGCAUGUCCUUGGACUUUGUAACAGCCUUCUAGUUCGUGGGGUGAAUAUGCAAGCUAAUGUAAGAGCUUAUUGUUUA
Molecule: messenger RNA, 1888 nt
Organism: Jatropha curcas
Lineage: Eukaryota; Viridiplantae; Streptophyta; Magnoliopsida; Malpighiales; Euphorbiaceae
Source: RefSeq, a predicted model, not a curated record